Messenger RNA from Rosa chinensis, 365 nucleotides. Its product is annotated as BTB/POZ domain-containing protein FBL11-like. Lineage: Eukaryota; Viridiplantae; Streptophyta; Magnoliopsida; Rosales; Rosaceae. The transcript has 4 exons. The record is from RefSeq and is a predicted model, not a curated record. Bases 24 to 365 code for a protein of 113 amino acids.
UUGUUGUUUAGGAAUGUGGAGAAAUGACAACUAAAGGGGUUUCUUUUCUUCUUGACUGUAAAGCUCUUGAAGAUCCCUUGCUGCGUCAUAAUGGUCCUGGGAUAAAGAGAAGCUUUAUUUCCGAUGCUGCUUCAAAGUUGCCACUGCUUAGGAAGGUAUCAUUAGAUUUGUGUGAUGCAAGUGAAGGUGAAUUUGAUAUUCCUGAUUAUGCUGACAUAUAUUUUCUAAGUACUGUGAAGAUCGCUAGAUGUAAGUCUCAGAGGUAUGGUCUGGAGGUUCAGUUUGUCGAGGCUCGUAGGAGGCCUGUGCACAAAGAAACCUUGUGCUGGUGUGGAACAGCAAAACUAUCAUUAGAACAGUGGUGA